Perca flavescens (yellow perch) is the source of this 2268-nucleotide messenger RNA. RefSeq names its product pyrroline-5-carboxylate reductase 1b (gene pycr1b). Gene Ontology annotation, biological process: L-proline biosynthetic process. NCBI's taxonomy places the organism in Eukaryota, Metazoa, Chordata, Actinopteri, Perciformes, Percidae. The transcript has 9 exons. The record is from RefSeq and is a predicted model, not a curated record. Gene Ontology annotation, molecular function: pyrroline-5-carboxylate reductase activity. Bases 232 to 1206 code for a protein of 324 amino acids.
UGUCCGUAACGGCCAGUCUCACUGUCCGUUACAGUAAUGGCGCACAUGGGGGUUGAGUAAAGAGGAAGCCACGUUGACACAGAAAGUAGUCUACCGGUGUGUUCUGUGUUUCUGUCACGCCGGGACAGAACCGUCGCGUCGUCAACUUACACCUGUAAACUCAGGAACCUCAGUUGGAAGAUUUAGAUAAAGCUUUCUUACAGGCUCAAAGACGCCACAUCAUCUGACACGAUGAGUGUUGGAUUCAUUGGAGCGGGCCAGCUGGCUCACGCACUGGUGAAAGGCUUCACAGCUGCAGGUGUGAUUGCUACACACAGGAUAACAGCCAGCUCCCCAGACUCAGAUUUGCCCACUGUGUCGGGGCUGAGGAAAAUGGGGGUGAACCUGACGACUAGCAACAAAGAGACCGUCAGUAAGAGUGAUGUCCUCUUCCUGGCUGUGAAACCCCACAUCAUCCCCUUUGUUCUGGAUGAGAUUGGGCCAGAUAUUGAGGACCGUCAUCUCAUAGUCUCGUGUGCAGCAGGCGUCACCAUCAGCUCCAUAGAGAAGAAGCUGCUUCAAUACCGUCCAACUCCAAAAGUCAUGAGGUGUAUGACUAAUACUCCAGUGGUGGUGAGAGAGGGAGCUACAGUGUACGCCACUGGGACACACGCAGAGGUGGAGGAUGGAAAGUUACUGGAGCAGCUGAUGGCUAGUGUGGGUUACUGCACGGAGGUGGAGGAGGACCUCAUAGAUGCUGUCACUGGGCUGAGUGGCAGUGGACCGGCCUACGCAUUCACAGCCUUGGAUGCUCUAGCAGACGGAGGAGUGAAGAUGGGUCUGCCCAGAAGACUGGCUGUUAGACUUGGAGCUCAGGCCCUUUUGGGAGCAGCUAAGAUGCUGCUAGACUCGGAGCAACACCCCGGCCAACUGAAGGACAACGUGUGCUCACCAGGGGGCGCCACCAUCCACGCCCUGCACGUCAUGGAGAGCGGCGGCUUCCGCAGUCUCCUGAUCAAUGCGGUGGAGGCUUCAUGCAUUAGGACAAGGGAGCUGCAGUAUCUGGCAGACCAGGAACGCAUCUCUCCAGCAGCCAUUAAGAAAACUACACUGGACAAGGUCCUCCAGCAGCCCGGAGUCUCAGUCAGCGGAGUGGCUAAUGGCAACGGCAAAUCGGGGCUCAGCCUGUUCAACAAUCGCGGCCCCAAUAUCAAGAAGAAGAACUGAGUACACACGUGGACAUACUUGCAUCUUAUGUCGGAAAUCUCAUCCAGAUCCCUUAAACGCAAAUAAUGUAUUCCUAUUUGAGUUACAUGCAGACAGUGGACCUGCUGGUGUCACCACCACAUUACACAUAAGCACAGGUGCAUUCUGGGUGCAUUGCCCACAGUUAUAGCCUUAUGUUGUGAAGCAGAAAUACUUACUACACAAAUCCAGAUGCACACUGAAGAGAAAUAAGUGCAUUUACAAUCUGUUGUCUGUCUGUGUUAAGGCUCUAGACUAUCUAGGGCUGUUAAACGGUAAUGACCCAGUGGGCCAUCAUGGGAUCCUGGUACUCACCAGGCAACAGAUGGCUGCUGGGAUACCGUCAAGCUUUUAAUGUUUGUCUUUAAUGUCUUUCUUUAAAACAAAAAUGAAGCCACAAUGUAAAUUUACCUGUACCCUUCUAUUGUUUGUGCUAAUAAUUAUAUUUUGUUUGGCUAACAGUUUACACUGUUAACAAAGACUGAAUGGCCGAACAAAAACAUGUAAUGACUUUAUUUUUGGUUGUUUUAAUUGUCGUAUACGAACACUAUGGUCUUCAAUGUUACAGCAGGGUUUCUAGCACAUUAGGAACAUUGUCCCUUUGAACCUGGGGCACACAAAAUAUUGUUUCUUCAUAUAAAGGUCAUUCCAAGCUUUAAAACAUCUCUGAUGUCAACAGUUUCCUCACAUCCCCUUGUUGGUUUUCUGUUUAAGGGGUCUUAAAACCAAAAUCUUGAACUGUUAUCUUAACCCACAAAUGUUUUAUAAUAUACAGGUACUUUUUUACAUUUUCUCUCAAAGGAAUGUGAUGUUACCUGAAAGUCCUACAAGAUAUUCAUUUACACAAGAAACAAGAAUCUAUGGCAACGUAUUCAUAUAGAUAAUGAUGUAACCGCAUUACAUCAGUCCAUCCAUUGUGUAUUUAAUUGUAUUCAGUUACAUUUUUAUCCCCCAUAAUGUUUAUGUAUUGUUCCGUUUGGCAUAUUAACCACUGAGUUGGUGUGCCGGUCAAAAAGUCAAUAUUAAAGAAGCAGAAUCAAAUAA